Dimorphilus gyrociliatus is the source of this 535-nucleotide messenger RNA. The record is from the annotation of a GenBank genome assembly. Lineage: Eukaryota; Metazoa; Annelida; Polychaeta; Dinophilidae.
GAUGGAACCCCAGCAAAAAAUACAAGGUCAACAUUGGAAUCAGUGCUUGUAUCUCAUACACUGUUACAACAACAACAACCACACCAACUCCAACAACAACAACAGAAGCAACUACAACUAUGCACCAACAACAACAGAAACAACAACAACAACAGCUGCUACAACCACAACUGCUAGAACAACAACUACAACUUCUGCAACAACUACAACAACUGCUAUAAAACAACCCAUUGACAAACUUGAGACCAAAGAGCGAAAGGCUUUCGUAUUGCCUGUUCCAAAGAAGGACUCAGAUGAAAAGAAACCAUUUGUCACAGUUGACUUGACACCAACUGAUGAUACUGCUGCUCCAUUUGUUGAGAAGGUACGCUUCCCAGAAUCAAACAUUGGAAAGGUUACAAUCAAGAGAUUGGUACCAGCCAGUGAAAAGAAUGCUGGACAAUACGAAACUGUUGUACAAGCCAAAAACUUGAUGAUGAUAAUACAAUCAAAUUCACAACACCAGUCCGCAUGGAUAAGAUCCAAAUCAUUUUGA